GACGGCUCCCCGCGCCGUGGUCUGCGGGGUUUCUGGACGAGCGUCUCGGUUGGGUGUGAGUGGGCGCCCGCAGAGGCGCCGAAAGAGAAGGUGGGGAAUCUCGGGACUCCCAGGCCGCCCCAGAAAUGAUUCACGAGCUGCUCUUGGCGCUGAGUGGGUACCCAGGGUCCAUUUUCACCUGGAACAAGCGGAGUGGCCUGCAGGUUUCCCAGGAUUUCCCGUUUCUUCACCCCAGUGAGACUAGUGUCCUGAAUCGACUCUGCAGGCUUGGCACAGACUACAUUCGAUUCACUGAGUUCAUUGAGCAGUACACAGGCCAUGUGCAGCAACAGGAUCACCAUCCACCCCAGCAGGGCCAAGGUGGGCUACAUGGGAUCUACCUGAGGGCCUUCUGCACAGGGCUGGAUUCAGUUUUACAGCCUUAUCGCCAAGCACUGCUUGACCUGGAACAAGAGUUCCUGGCUGACCCACAUCUCUCCAUAUCACAUGUCAAUUACUCCUUAGAUCAGUUCCAGCUCCUUUUUCCCUCUGUGGUGGUUGUAGUGGAGCAAAUUAAAGGCCAAAAGAUUCAUGGCUGUCAGAUCCUGGAAACAGUUUACAAACAUAGCUGUGGGGGUUUGCCUCCGGUUCGAAGUGCACUGGAAAAAAUCCUGGCUGUAUGCCAUGGAGUCAUGUAUAAACAGCUCUCAGCCUGGAUGCUGCAUGGACUCCUCUUGGACCAGCAUGAAGAGUUCUUUAUCAAACAGGGUCCAUCUUCUGGUAAUACCAGUGCCCAGGCGGAAGAGGAUGAAGAGGAUCUGGGGAUUGGAGGGCUGACAGGAAAGCAGCUGAGAGAGCUGCAGGACCUGCGCCUAAUUGAGGAAGAGAACAUGCUGGCCCCAUCUCUAAAGCAGUUUUCCCUGCGAGUGGAGAUUUUACCAUCCUACAUUCCAGUGAGGGUUGCUGAAAAAAUCCUCUUUGUUGGAGAAUCUGUCCAGAUGUUUGAGAAUCAAAAUGUGAACCUAACGAGGAAAGGGUCCAUCUUGAAGAACCAGGAGGACACUUUUGCUGCAGAGCUGCAUCGGCUCAAGCAGCAGCCACUCUUCAGCCUCGUGGAUUUUGAGCAGGUGGUGGAUCGAAUUCGUAGCACUGUGGCUGAGCACCUCUGGAAGCUAAUGGUAGAGGAGUCAGACUUACUGGGUCAGCUGAAGAUCAUUAAAGACUUUUACCUUCUGGGACGAGGAGAACUGUUCCAGGCCUUCAUUGACACAGCUCAACACAUGUUAAAAACACCACCCACUGCAGUGACAGAACAUGACGUGAAUGUGGCCUUUCAACAGUCGGCACACAAGGUGCUGCUAGAUGAUGACAACCUUCUUCCUCUGCUGCACUUGACAAUCGAGUAUCAUGGAAAGGACCACAAAGCAGAUGCCACCCAGCCAAGAGAAGGGCCUUCUCGGGAAACGUCUCCCAGGGAAGCCCCUGCUUCCGGCUGGGCUGCUCUGGGUCUCUCCUACAAAGUACAGUGGCCACUGCAUAUUCUCUUCACCCCAGCUGUCUUGGAAAAGUACAAUGUUGUUUUCAAGUACUUACUGAGUGUGCGCCGUGUCCAAGCUGAACUGCAGCACUGCUGGGCUCUCCAGAUGCAGCGUAAGCACCUCAAAUCUAACCAGACAGAUGCAGUCAAGUGGCGCCUAAGAAAUCACAUGGCCUUCUUAGUAGAUAAUCUUCAGUACUAUCUCCAGGUAGAUGUGCUGGAGUCUCAGUUCUCACAGCUUCUUCAUCAGAUCAAUUCUACACGGGACUUUGAAAGCAUCCGAUUGGCACAUGAUCACUUCCUAAGCAAUUUGCUGGCCCAGUCCUUUAUUUUGCUGAAACCUGUGUUUCACUGCCUGAAUGAAAUCCUAGAUCUCUGUCACAGUUUUUGUUCACUGGUCAGUCAGAACCUGGGUCCACUGGAUGAGCGGGGAGCUGCCCAGCUGAGCAUUCUUGUGAAGGGCUUUAGUCGUCAGUCUUCACUCCUGUUCAAGAUUCUUUCCAGCGUUCGGAAUCACCAGAUCAACUCAGAUUUGGCUCAAUUACUGCUCCGGCUAGAUUAUAACAAGUAUUAUACCCAGGCUGGUGGAACACUGGGCAGUUUUGGGAUGUGAAAACUGGUUCAUAAAAUGAACUGACAGUCCUACCACGUUCUGAUGUCUGUAGCAAACCUCCCCAGUCAUCCGUCAGAUGCCUGCAGACUGGUAAAAGGAAAGGAUGCUACCUUUUCUUCUAGAAGCAGUCCAGAGGUAUAAAUCCUUCCUACCAUUCCUGUAGGGAAACUGGCUGGGGCCAGCUCUCUCUCCGCUCUCCACUCAAAGGCUUUGAUCUUUUACACUAAGACAUCUGUUGGGUGGGUUCAUUUGUGCAACAGUGGUGUAUUGAGCAUUUACUAUGUCCCUAUGGACUCUGUGGAAGAUACCACAGAAAACAAUUGGUAUCAAUAAAAUAUGUUUAGGUUUGGUUCAUAUGUUAAGAGAGGAAUCAUGCUUAUGAACAGGUCAACAUCUAGAUGUCACCACCAAAUUAGAAAAGACUUAAGAACCAGUCGGUGGUGGUGCACACCUUUAAUCCCAGCACUGAAGGCAAAGGCAGGCAGGUCUCUGUGAGUUCGUACCCAGCUUAGUCUACACAGUGAGUUCCAGGACAGCCAAGGCUACACAGAGAAACCCUGUCUCGAAAAGCCAAUUAAAAAAAAAAAAAGACCUAAGACAGGCUGUGGGCUUUCCCUCCUCUGUACCACGUAAUUUAUAACUACACAGAUUAUCUUUAUUCUUCAGAAAUUUAAGAUUUGAGAGCCUCCUUCCUUUAAGGAUACUCAGUCUGAUCUCAAGAAUUCAGCCAGUAGGUUCUAAUUCUUUCAGACUGAUAGAGGGGCAGUUCUAGCUAAAGAGGAUAGAGGUCAAAUUGUUCCGAUUUUAGAUACUGAAAACUACAAACUUAGUUUCCCCACCUUAGACAGACCACGGCGAGUUAAGGUUAUGCUGAGAGUGCGGUCACUAAUGUUCACAGCAGUGUAAACAAAGGAGAUACUCCAUUAACACACCUUCCCUCCAGGUGGACAAGAAUGAGGUGUUCAGGCCUCAGUUUGUAGUCACUGAACGUUCUCUUCAUCUACAUAUUCUACCACCCACUAUGAAAGCCUGUACUUGUCGAUUACAGAGGAUCCCUUCCAUUGUUACCUCUAGGAGCAAAGCGUGGCAGAUAUUGGCCUACUGCUUGUUUUCAUAAAUAAAGUAUUGUUCAAACAGCCA
This is a messenger RNA of Peromyscus californicus insignis, 3269 nucleotides long. It is a transcript of the gene Tubgcp4, whose product is annotated as tubulin gamma complex associated protein 4. Bases 126 to 2129 code for a protein of 667 amino acids. Gene Ontology annotation, molecular function: gamma-tubulin binding; microtubule minus-end binding. Lineage: Eukaryota; Metazoa; Chordata; Mammalia; Rodentia; Cricetidae. The transcript has 18 exons. Gene Ontology annotation, cellular component: centrosome; gamma-tubulin complex; equatorial microtubule organizing center. Gene Ontology annotation, biological process: microtubule nucleation; mitotic cell cycle; spindle assembly. The record is from RefSeq and is a predicted model, not a curated record.